AUGCUUGCGGAUGCUAAUAAAAGUGACCCCGAAAUGCAAAAACUUAGUCGGGAAAUCUCCUCUAGCUUUCCGCUAAUCCAUUUUGACAACUCAGCAGCCGCAGACGCUCAGUACUUAGGUCAGAUACCAUCUUUCAAUAAUCCUCGAUCAACUUUAUUUAUCAUAAUUACAUCCUUUGGAUGCAAUGUAUCUUUAUCAAUAAUAUCAAGACCAAUCAAUUUCAUAACUCAAUUAGAGCCAGCAAAAAUACGUCCCAAGGUUCUAAUUCUGACACAUGUUAAAAAGAGCUCAAACUACAAUGACUUACUCAGAUUUAUGUGGUCUAGACGAUUUUUAGAUGCAACAGUAUUGGAAAUCAUUCUAAGAAAAUACAGCAAAAUGAAUUGCUUUAUGAAUAUUCAUUUAGCGGAUGUAACUCAGCAUUAUUUUAUCCCAUUUACUGAAUCAUUCGUACAAAAGAAGUACUGUUUGGAAUCCGAUUUAUUUCCUGAUAAACUACGCAACUUGCAUGGAUACACUAUGAAGGUUGGACUCUUUCAUUAUCCACCACAUGUCUUUUUUUUCCGCAACCUAACUGCACACAUUAUCAAUUUUGAUGGACCUGAUAUAUUAGCCAUGAAUGCGUUGUCCAAGGCUUUGAAUUUCAAGGUGCUAAAACUUAUUUCUAACAAGACUACUUGGGAUGUUAGCAGUUGUUUAAAAGAGAAAAACGUCGGCUUGUUUCACAGCGCAAUGUAUAAUAAUCUUCAAUUCAUUGGCGUGAAAGGAAUUAUAUCUAAUAUCUGCUUGAGGAAACUAAUGGAAAAAUCGACAAACAUUCGACCUUUAUCGACUGUGGCUGUAGUACCGAUUUUCGCAGAUUGUAUGCCAAAGUUAUCAACUCAAUGGAAAUUUUACAACGCAAUUGCAUUGGUUAUUAUGUUACUAAUAACUUGGCUAAUAACCCGACUCUUGAACUUUAAUAAGCAAAACUGGAGAAUAGAGUACUUAAUGCAGAUACUACUGGGACUAGGAAUUCCACGUGAACCCCGUGUUUUAGCAGAAAGAAUAGUGCUUGGAUCGAUGCUUUUUGCUUGUGUCUUGCAGUCAUCAUUCAUUUUUUCAGCGUUUACAAGCAUUGACCUAAUAGAGAAACCACAGCAGGAAAUUAAUAACAUCGAUGAUUUAAUUUCAUCAAAUCUACAACCCUUACUACUUCCGAAUGUGCACCGUCAUUUAAAAGAUCAAUCAGAUGGAAGAUUGAUGAUUCUUACGAAACAGUCUAUUACAAAGGACAUAACAGAUGAGAUAUGUGUUCAAUAUUUAGUAAGUUACAAGAAUGUCACUUGCUUUAUGAGAAAAACUAGAGCAAACUGGCUGAUUAAAAAAUACAGAGAUGUAGAUGGUCAACCAGUUAUGAGAGUUUUGAAAGAUGCGCUGUUCGAUCUUACAGCUGGUAAUUAUAUGGAAGCAGCAUCUCCCUAUGCAAUUCGGUUUGAAAAUCUGAUGAGGAGAUUUAUGGAAGCUGGUGUCAUGAUCAAGUGGAAUCAUCAUCUGUUCAGUUCCCAGGAAGCUAUAAUUCCGGGGGAGAAUGCUUUUCUUUUAGAUGUUGUCCAGUUCAAUGUGCAGAUUAGAAAAAACAUAUUCUUUGUACUUAUCUUCGGAUACACAUUUUCCGGUCUAGUUUACAUUGGUGAAGUUGUAAUUUACUACUUUCAGAAGCUCAUUAAGCACAAUUUAUAG
Molecule: messenger RNA, 1722 nt
Organism: Belonocnema kinseyi
Lineage: Eukaryota; Metazoa; Arthropoda; Insecta; Hymenoptera; Cynipidae
Gene: Ir94e
Exons: 1
Coding region: 1-1722 (573 amino acids)
Source: RefSeq, a predicted model, not a curated record